AUGAUACAAUGGCAAAUACGACGUAUUAUUAUCCGUGUAAGUUACAAGACUUUCUAUAAACUUAGUGUUAUUUUUGCCAACACAUUUAUUGCAGCAAAUCCAUGUACGGAUACCAUUGUGACGAAUGCAAUCAAUGCUCUAGCAAUGAAUCGACCCGGUUUUCCUGAUCAUGUCGAUAUUAUUCCAAAUCCGAAUAUAUCGUCAUUGUCCAAUACGACAUUAGAAUCCCUCUAUGCCUAUAUCUAUUUUACCAAUCUUGAUUCCUGUACUAGUCCAACAACAAUGCCAAAUCAAGUUAAUUAUACACUGCGCUUGCAAGAAAACGAUCCAUACUACUAUCGUGCUCAACAAGUAAAAUUAAACGAAAACGACAUAUUUUGGAAACGUUCUCCAGAAGAUUUUUGUCAAGGUACGAAAUAG
This is a messenger RNA of Rotaria sp. Silwood1, 420 nucleotides long. NCBI's taxonomy places the organism in Eukaryota, Metazoa, Rotifera, Eurotatoria, Philodinida, Philodinidae. The record is from the annotation of a GenBank genome assembly.